Messenger RNA from Pseudogymnoascus verrucosus, 2293 nucleotides. RefSeq lists its product as uncharacterized. Gene Ontology annotation, cellular component: membrane. Gene Ontology annotation, biological process: metal ion transport; transmembrane transport. Bases 145 to 2094 code for a protein of 649 amino acids. Gene Ontology annotation, molecular function: cobalt ion binding; magnesium ion binding; magnesium ion transmembrane transporter activity. The transcript is spliced from 2 exons. The record is from RefSeq and is a predicted model, not a curated record. Lineage: Eukaryota; Fungi; Ascomycota; Leotiomycetes; Thelebolales; Thelebolaceae.
UGCCAAGGAAACGCAUUGGAGAUUCCGAAAUGUGGAUGACCGCUUGAAGGUUUAGAUUUCUCGACGGUCACCUCGAAUAUUGCUGGCGCAAGCGAUGGAUAUAUAUUUGUAUUAUUAGUACAAUUGCUUGGUACCCAUGCGUUCAUGAGAAUCGUGCUUGAUGCUGGCUACAGCCGUUGUAUCAACCCCUCCAAGAUUCAGGUCCCCAGGCGCGACAAGGCGCGACAAGGCGCAACAAUAAUGGCCGCAUCCAGGGACUUCGCCCCUGGAUCGCCUUUAGGAGCACAAGGCGAAAUACCAAUAGCCAACGAUGGGCCUGAUAUUGAGGCGGGAAGGAAGAAUUCUCUCUACCCUCCGCUACAUAGCGUUGAUACCCAAACGUCCAUCGCGACUGAAGCCGACAAUCACAACGUUGCGCCUAUACUCCGACAGCGGAAGAGCCACAUUGGAACAUAUUGGGGAACCUUCCCAGCUGUGGUCGACAACCCACGCCGGCCGCUAUGGAAGCCUGGCCAGGAGCCAGGACUCGAUCCUGCGAGGCCCAAUGGAGGACGGGAGCAGCUUCUCCCUCUGCGCGCCGAGUGCGAUAUCACGGUCGUAGAUUACAGUGAAGACGAUAUGGUGAUGCGCCGUUUGACAAACGAAACACUGCCAUUGUGGCUGGAGAGGACAGAGAAAAUGGAAAAGGAAGGGUCGGAAGAGUUGGCCUGGGCAAAAUGUCGAUGGAUCAAUGUCAACGGACUGAGUUGGGACGUUAUUCAGGCAUUGGGCAAAUAUAAGAAUCUCCACAGUCUUGCCAUAGAGGAUAUGGUCAAUACGAAGAAUAGAACGAAGGCAGACUGGUAUUCGGAUCAUACUUUUCUCAUCUUAACUCUCCAGAAGCUCGUGAAGUUGCCUGAAGACUGUGAUUCUGACAGCGAUUCCGACGAGGAGAGCGACCUCUCAAAAUCGCCCACAGGCAGUGUCAAGGAGAAACGGGGCUGGUUGUCAAAGCUCUUGCACAGACUCAGCCGCCAAGACCCCUCAGUCGCCAGAGCGAGGGCAGCAGUUUCCUCCGAGUCUCCAGAGGAUAUCAUGACAGGUCACAGUGCGCGGUACAAGCGUGCUGGCUCCCAACUGCGAACACUACAGCGUUAUGGCGGGGGCCCAAAUCCAGAGUUCAUGACCUUCAUGGAACGGAACUCGGCCAUGACCCGCAAUGGUCUCGCCGUUUGCGCUGAGCAGGUUUCUGUCUUUCUCCACGGUUCCAACACCGUGAUCUCUUUCUUUGAGCAGUCUGCGGAUGAUAUCGAGGCGCCGAUUCUGCGGCGUCUCGCAACACCCGAAACUAUUCUUCGCCGCUCUUGCGACGCUUCUAUGCUGGUCCAAUCCAUUCUCGAUACGAUAAUCGAUCACGCUGUGCCCAUCGCCACAGCCUACUCCGAGAUUAUUCAGGAGCUAGAGCUUGAUGUCCUCACUGAGCCCGACAUCAAACAUACCCGCGAGCUGUACCUUCUCACCUCCGAGACCGCCACUAUGCGCAACUUCAUCUCCCCAAUUGCGACACUUAUCCGCGCCCUCCGCGACCGCACCGUGGCUCCUAACUCUCCUGCCGCUGCUAACAACAACAACACGCUCACUCGUCAUGAAUCGGGGCCUUCAGUCUCGCAUACCUCCACUGUUGACAUCUCGCCACUGGCCCACACGUAUCUCGGGGAUGUGGAGGAUCACUGCCUCAGUAUCCUGUCGGAGCUUGACCAGAUCGCCACGUCGGCAUCGGGCCUAAUAAGCCUGAUUUUCAACACAAUCUCAGCAUACCAGAAUGAGUCGAUGAAACAAUUAACGGUUGUGACCGUUAUUUUAUUGCCGUUAACUGUGAUUACGGGGUUUUAUGGGAUGAAUUUCACGGACUUCGAUGCGCUUAAUAACAAUACCAACUACUUUUGGAGCAUUGCAGCGCCGGUCGCUGUUGGUAUGGGGCUACUAAUGAUGCGAGAAAUGAUAGUGAGGUGGUUUAAGAAAGUAAUUUUGAAGUGGGGUAGAAGGAGGAGGCGUGAGAGACGCGAGAGAAAGGAGAGAGAGAGGAGGGAAAGGGAACUGAGGAAGAGAAGAUGAACUGUGAUAAAUUAUUUUGUAAGGUUUGAAGAUGAAAGGGGCGCAUUAAGUUCUGUUGGAGUUAGCCGGGUUUUUAUUUAGAUACCAUUGUCGGAUAGAUUUCGGCGCUUGAGAACUUACUCAACACAAAUGCAGUGUCGCUUGUCAUAUUUCUACCUGAACUCCAAUAGCGUAUUAAUAUAUUUGAGUAUAAAGGGCG